Pararge aegeria (speckled wood butterfly) is the source of this 1378-nucleotide messenger RNA. RefSeq names its product KH domain-containing, RNA-binding, signal transduction-associated protein 2. Gene Ontology annotation, biological process: regulation of alternative mRNA splicing, via spliceosome. The record is from RefSeq and is a predicted model, not a curated record. The transcript has 11 exons. Gene Ontology annotation, cellular component: nucleus. Gene Ontology annotation, molecular function: mRNA binding. Bases 185 to 1378 code for a protein of 397 amino acids. Lineage: Eukaryota; Metazoa; Arthropoda; Insecta; Lepidoptera; Nymphalidae.
UCGUAGAGGAAAAGCGAUUUUUCGCCCGCGUAUCGGAAUCGUGUGUUCAGACUUAUUGUUGUGGUAUCAGUGCUUAUUUCUAGUUUCUAUCAAGACCGAGAUUCGAGAUUUUCGUAGUACUCCAAAGGUAUCACAAGUGUUGUGCAAAGGAAGUGUAGUGCAGUGAUGUGCUAGUGUCGACAAUAUGGAAGCGCCUUUGCCUCUGGAGGUUGAAGACGAGGGCAGGCCUCAGCAGACCUCCUCGAGCGGAAGUGGCUCUUCAUCCGGCACCGGCUAUUAUGGACAUAAAAAUGGUGAAUGGCGUGGUGAAAGGCGGAUGCUGGACAUCACCAGAGACAAGCCUGUCAAAGUGUGCGUCCGGGUCGUGGUGCCAGUUAGAGAUCAUCCAAAGUUCAACUUCGUGGGGAAGCUGUUGGGUCCAAAAGGCAACUCCUUGAAGCGGCUGCAAGAGGACACCAUGUGCAAGAUGGCCGUCUUAGGACGAGGAUCUAUGAAGGACCGUCAAAAGGAAGAGGAGCUACGUUUGUCCGGUGACCCGAAGUUCGCUCACCUGUCCGACGAGCUGCACGUAGAAAUCAGCGCUUUCGCCACGCCGGCUGAAGCUCACGCACGCAUAGCGUACGCACUCGCCGAGCUGAGGAGGUUCUUAGUACCGGAUUACAACGAUGAUAUAAGGCAAGAACAAAUGCUUGAAAUGCAAAUUCUGUCGUCACAAAAUGAACAAAGGCGCUUGACACCUCCGGACUCCUCGAGAAGUGGCAGUGAGGAAACGCUGCCUUUAAGGGACAAUGCGAACAAACAAAGACUACCAACCACACCGCUCAUACACGCGCAGCCGACUUUACCGGCUUUACCGGCUUUAGCCGUCAACCACACCAACGCGCAUGAAUUCUCACCUCCCACACCGACCCCUGCGCCAGAGCACCUAACUCAUCAUCAGCAGUUGGCUCCAAGUCAUCCAGCUCAUGGGAUGUUGGUCAGCGGAGGUGUAAUGCAGCAACCCCCGACUCACCACUUGCUAGCACAAAACGCCAUAUUGGGUGGCGGCGACAUACUGGGUCUGAGCAGCCCGGUCCUGGGGGGGAUGCUGCACGCACACCCUGCCCUGCGUGGGGUGAAGCCCACCACCGUUCACGCGUUAGCUACGCAAGGUGCGGGUGGGGCGGGUGGCGCGAGCGGGCGCAAGCGGCCGCUACUGGGUGCGCGGGCCGCCAUGUCGCCGACUAAGCGCGCUGUCAUGACACUGCUGGCCCGCGCGCGCGCUGCCACGCACAAACACGCGCCGCAGUGGCCCGCGCCGCACGAACACCCAGCACUUUUUCCGCUUAUAAGGGACGACUUCGUGACCGGGGUCGGCGUGAAUAUCAACUUAGCCUAA